UUAUGGGUAUUAGACCCUUAUCAGAUACAUGAUUUAUAAAUAUUUUCUCCCAUUCCAUGGGUUGUCUUUUUAUUCUAUUAAUAGUGUUCUUUGAUGCGCAAAAGUUUUUAAUUUUGCUAAGUCCAGUUUGUCUAUUUUUACUUCCAUUGCCUGUGCUUUUGGUGUCCUAGCCAUGAAAUUAUUGCCAAAUCCAUUGUCAUGAAGCUUUUCCCCUGUAUUUUCUAAGUGUUUUAUAGUUUUACUCUUAUGUCUAAGUCUUUGAUCUCAUUUCGUUUUUUUAACAUGAACUAAUUAUGCAUGUAUCAAGGCUUUGUAUGGCUCUAAAGUCAGAAAACCAAGUCAUACUAAUGACAAUUAUUAGAACCAUUGUGUUUAUUCGCCAAGUUAUUCCGAGUGUAAUGGAAAAUAAAAGCAUAAGCUUUGGUGUUAAUGUCUGAGCAUCAGAGUGUGAGUUCUAAUCUGCCUGCCACUUACUAGUUGUGCAGCUUGGGCAAGUUGUCUCGCCUAGAACACGGUGGUAGUGGUAAUUACCUUAUAGGAUUGUUAGGAAGAUUAAGUGAUCAUGUAUAUGUAGAACAUUCUGUACUGCUCAUAGGAGAUAGUAAGAGGCCAAGAAACAUGAGAAAAUACUAUUUUUUAGAACUUUUAAAACUGAAGUGGAAAAAAAAUUGGUCAGAUGUGAAUAUGCCUGAUUUGGAACAAGAGAGGCAAUUUCUUAAAUAUGUGGCAUCUUAUAUUCUUUAGUAUGUCCUAUGGUCUGGCCAGGCCAUUGUUACCUCCAUAUUUGCAUUUAUGGGUGAAGAGUAGAAUCAGCUUCCGUGACUACUUGGAGAUUUUAGGACUCUAUGCUGUGUGGGUGUUAGUUGGUUUGUCUGUCUGUGUAUGUCUGUCUUCUUCACGGGUAUUUGACUUCUGUGUACCAGGCUCUUUGGCAUUUAGGGUACAGAGAUGAAAAGACAGGGCCCUUGCCUUCAAGGAACUCCUGUUCUGUUGAAGGGCAGAUAACCAGACAGAUGAUAAUAAUACGGUGUGGUGUGGAUGUGAAGAGAAGAUUGUAAAGUUCAGGCAAAGAAGCAAUACUUCUAGGAGGUUCUCCAUGGACCAGGACUGGUGGAUGUCAGUUGCUUACUGAAUGUUUUUUGGAAGAACUGAAAGAAUGGUACCCAAAUGAGCUGUCUUAUGAAAAGGAGAGCUAUCGUCUAUCUCUGGUAAGUCUAGUGAGAGACCCAAGACCUGAACUUGAUAGGUCCAUAAUUUGAGAAGCCAGGCUUUGGGAGUCUGGUUCUUUGGAAAGAGCUUUUAGCACUGCCACUUUAUCCAGCAGAGUAGGGGCCCAGACUUGCUAAAAUGCUUAUCCUAUUUCUGCCAGUCUGGGGUUUUCAAAAGUAAAAUAUGGGAGCAGCUAGAGAGGAGAUGGGUAGAAGCUAAAGAAGCUAGCAUCAGUGCCUCCAGGCAGAUGGGCCAACAGUGCAUGGGGUAAGUCCACUUCUAUAAAUCUAGGCCUGCUGGUUGCUGGGCAAAGCUGAGCAUUGCUGUGUAGAAUAGGCUGGGUGCCUGGGCUCAGGGCCUGUCCAACUGAUUUUCAGCUCUGAUCCCUCAGGGGAGCCUCCCCAGGCCUACACUUCUGCGCUGGUACCUGGCACGAGGGGAGACAUCUGAUUUAACUGGACUGGGCCUUUCAUCUCUACCACCCCCCAGCCCAACACAGAACCUGACACAGGAUGGGGGCUUCGGUGAAUAUUUAUUGAACAAAUGAUUGAAUCAGUGAAACUGCAGAGAUCUCCCAUGGCUCUUAUAUGGGAGGCAGACUGUCCUACUUGUGACGCUGCCCUUUCUAUUUCUCAGGUUGCAAGGGGCAAACAUACUUAUCAAGCACCUGCUGGUUGGCAGACACUGUACUGGGUGCUUGUGCCUUUAUCAUCUUUUUUAAAAUCUUACAACAACCCUAUAAUUAGGUAUUAUUCCCAUUUUACAGAUGAAAACCCUGGGUGUUGUGAAUAUGUCAUGUCUCAGGUCUAAAACAACUGUUAAGUGCCAGUUCAGGUCAAACCUGUCUUCAAAGCUUGCGAUCUGCACUGUGAGCACGCUGCUCAGAGGAAGAUUUCAUCUGGAAUCACUGAAUGGAUGGGGAGACUCCAUGGAGAAUCUUUGAGGAAAGAACCAGCACUGCAGCCCGAGUCCUCAGAACUCAUCUCCUGUCCUGGGUGUAAGCGAGUAUACCUUACCAGGGAUGUAACUGAACAUUUUUUUCUGUGUGCUUCUACUGGGCGAUCCAAGAUGGCCAGGAACUGCUCCGAGUGCAAGGAGAAGAGGGUGGCGCACAUCCUGUGCACCUACUGCAACCGCUGGCUGUGCAGCUCGUGCACCGAGGAGCACCGGCACAGCCCUGCCCCCGGGGGCCCGCUCUUUUCCCGGGCCCACAAGGGACCGCCAGGAGUGAGUGGUGGUUCCGGAGACUUCGCCUUGUACUGUCCUCUACACACACAGGAAGUGCUCAAGCUAUUCUGCGAGACCUGUGAUGUGCUUACGUGCCAUAGCUGCCUCAUGGUGGAUCACAAGGAACACAGGUGCAGACAUCUUGAAGAAGUUUUGCAAAACCAGAGGAUGCUUCUAGAAAGUGUGACUACACAGGUGGCUCAUAAGAAAUCUAGUCUACAGACAUCUGCAAAACAAAUUGAGGACAGGAUUUUUGAGGUGAAACAUCAACAAAGGAAGGUGGAAAACCAAAUCAAAAUGGCCAAGAUGGUUCUGAUGAAUGAGCUGAACAAACAGGCCAACGGGCUCAUAGAGGAGUUGGAGGGCAUUACUAACGAGAGAAAGCGGAAGCUGGAACAGCAGUUACAGAGCAUCAUGGUUCUCAACCGUCAGUUUGAACAUGUGCAGAACUUCAUCAAUUGGGCUGUCUGCAGCAAAACCAGUGUCCCUUUCCUGUUCAGCAAAGAGCUGAUUGUGUUUCAGAUGCAGCGAUUGCUAGAGACAAACUGUAACACAGAUCCGGGCUCCCCCUGGAGUAUCAGAUUCACCUGGGAGCCUAACUUCUGGACCAAGCAGCUGGCUUCCCUUGGCUGUAUAACUACUGAAGGUGGACAGCUGUCCCAGGCAGCUACUCCUGCUUAUGGAAGCUUACAGGGACCGUCAUCUUUUUAUCAAAGCCACCAGUCCCCAGUGGCUCCGCAAGAGACUCUUAGCCACCCCUCGCACAAGUUCCAGUCUCCAGCACUGUGUUCCUCCUCUGCGUGCUGCUCCCACUGCUCCCCAGCCUCGCCCUCCCUCAAAGGCCAGGUCCCCCCACCCAGCAUACACCCAGCCCACGGCUUCAGGCAGCCCUCUGAGAUGGCACUGCAGCAACUGGGGUCUCUGCAGUGCUCUCCCCUGCUGCCCAGGGAGAAGGAGCUGGCUUGCAAUCCUCAGCCCCCAAAGCUGAUGCAGCCCUGGCUGGAAAGCCAGCCGUCCGGGGAGCACGAGAACCCAGCCCAGCGGCUCGGGCCGCAGCUGACUUCCCAGCCCGUAUGCAUCGUGCCCCCGCAGGAUGUUCAGCAAGGGCCCCAUGCCCAGCCCCCCUUGCAGACCCCCUCUAUCCAAGUGCAGUUCGGCCACCACCAGAAGCUGAAGCUCAGCCACUUCCAGCAGCCGCCGCUGCAGCAGCUGCCCCCCCUGCCCCCUCCGCCACCUCCACCCCAGCAGCCGCCGCCACCUCUACCUCCGCCCCAGCAGCCGGCUUCGAGUCAGCGUGGCAGCCCUCCUGGGCCUGCCUGUUCCCAGAACGUGGAUAUAAUGCACCACAAAUUUGAGCUGGAGGAGAUGCAGAAGGACCUGGAGCUUCUCCUUCAGGCUCAACAGCCCAGCCUACAACUGAACCAGACCAAAUCCCCUCAGCAUCUUCAGCAAACCAUUGUGGGGCAGAUCAACUACAUUGUGAGGCAGCCAGCGCCCGUCCAGUCCCAGAGCCAAGAGGAUGCUGUGCAGGCUUCAGAGGAGGCCCCGGCAUCGGAAGGCCCAAAGCCAGCUCUCCCUCUUGACAAGAAUACGGCUGCUAGCUCGCCCCAGGCGCCUGGGGAGGAAACCGCUCCCGGUGCACCCGCACUGGAUGGCACCAUCCGGCACCCCUCUCCAAAUGUGGUGAGAAAGCAUUCCACUUCAGUGAGCAUCAUGGGCUUUUCCAACACGCUGGAGAUGGAGCUGUCAUCUACCAGGCUGGCAAGGACCCUAGAGCCACAGAUCCAGAGCGUGAGCAGCCUGACUGCUGCCCCUUCCCACAUGGUCCCAAGCCUGCUGAGCGGCACGCCCACAACUGUGUCCGGCCUGAUGAGCGGUCAAAACCAGGCUAUGCCCAGCCUGACAGUCAGUCAUCUGCAGACCAUACCCAGCCUCAUACGCAGCGUGCCCCAGCCCAUGCCCGGUCUGAUGAGUGAUUCCUCCCAGGCCAUCCCAAGCCUAGGAAGUAAUCACUUGCCGGCCAGGCCCAACCCGAUGUCCGGUCUCACCCAGACUGUGCCGAGUCUGGCGACUUGUCCUCUGCAGAGCAUGCCUCCAGCAGCUGACAUGCAACCGGAAAGUGGUUCCAGCUGCAGUCCAGGCUCUGGCCGAGCUGGAGGGAGCCUGUGCCCUGCAGAUGGGGCUGACCCCUCUCUUGGGAAUGCCCUGUGUAAGAUGGAAAGUGAGGAUUCUACCCGCUUCACUGACUCUCUGGGACAAGACCCCACAACCCCGGGUCUGGAGGUUUCCAAGGAUGUGGCUAUGCCUGCAGAACUGGAGGAGCCAAUUAACCUCUGUGUGAAGAAACCUCCCCUGGCGCCAGCGGUCAGCACAUCCAUGGCUCUGCAGCAGUACCAGAACCCAAAAGAGCAUGAGAGUUUUGAGCAAGGAGCCCUGGAGCUGGAUGCAAAAGAGAACCAGAGUAUCAGGCCCUUCAGUAGUGAGCCUAAGAUUCCCUACGUGCGGCUGGAGCGGCUCAAGAUCUGUGCGGCCUCCUCAGGAGAGAUGCCGGUGUUCAAGUUGAAGCCCCAGAAGAAUGAGCAGGAUGGGAGCUUCCUGCUGAUCAUUGAGUGUGGCACUGAGUCCUCCAGCAUGUCCAUUAAGGUCAGCCAGAACAACCUGCCUAAUGCCGUCCAGGCCCCAAGUCUGGGGGGAAGAAAGGUCACUGUCACUUCUCUGGCUGGGCAGCAGCCCCCAGAGGCGGAGGGCGCAUCUCCUGAGGAACAAAGACUGAUUCCUCGGACCCCUGGAGCCAAGAAGGGGCCCCCAGUACCCAUAGAGAACGAGGACUUCUGCGCCGUGUGCCUCAAUGGGGGGGAGUUGCUGUGCUGUGAUCGCUGCCCCAAAGUGUUCCACCUCUCCUGCCACCUGCCAGCCUUGCUCAGCUUCCCGGGGGGAGAUUGGGUGUGUACCUUGUGCCGCAGCCUGACCCAGCCCGAGAUGGAAUACGACUGUGAGAAUGCCCGCUAUUGCCAGCCUGGGAUGCGGGCCACCCCUGGCCUGAGCGUCUGUGACCAGAAGAAGUGUGAAAAGCUGGUCCUGUCCUUGUGCUGCAAUAGCCUCAGCCUGCCCUUCCACGAGCCCGUUAGCCCGCUGGCCCGGCAUUACUACCAGAUUAUCAAGAGGCCCAUGGACCUGUCGAUCAUCCGGAGGAAGCUGCAAAAGAAGGACCCAGCUCACUACACCACCCCAGAGGAGGUGGUGUCCGACGUCCGCCUCAUGUUCUGGAACUGUGCGAAGUUUAAUUAUCCUGACUCAGAAGUUGCGGAGGCCGGCCGCUGCCUGGAAGUGUUCUUUGAGGGCUGGUUGAAGGAGAUCUACCCGGAGAAACGUUUUGCCCAGCCAAGGCAGGAGGACUCAGACUCCGAGGAGGUGUCUAGCGAGAGUGGGUAUUCCACUCCCCAGGGCUUCCCAUGGCCCCCCUAUGUGCAGGAGGGCAUCCAGCCCAAGAGGCGGCGGCGACAUAUGGAGAACGAAAGAGCAAAACGAAUGUCCUUCCGCCUGGCCAGCAGUGUCUCCCAGGUGUGAGCAGCCUGGUGGCUGGUGCCCCAUCCUGUCGACCACUCCUCCCCACCUUUCAGCUCAUUCUCUUCGGAUCGUGGAUGUGAGACGAGUCUUGUCGAGCUGUGUAGUGCUCUUCUUUGCCGUUUGCAUUUUACAGCAUUCAUUUGGGAGCCAUAGUGCAUCCACUACAGAGAAGAUUUCAGUAAUAAACAGCAAAGAGGGAGGUGUUCCCGAUUACCAGAAAAAUCAGAUGUGUAGGGUCCACUUGAUGAGCCCAUGCCCGGUCAGGCUCGGGAGGACCUAACUUCCUUGGUGACUCUCUCUGCUGAGGAAAGCAGACUUUUCUCACCUUUCAGCGUGCAGGGCUCGGGAGCAAUGUAUAUAUCUGAAGUCCUCUUGGGCCUCGAGGGGAGGAAAAGAAGGGAGAGAGGUUCUGACAUACGGCAGGCCCAUGAGCCCUGGCCCAGCACAGCCAAAGACUGUCACUGUUUGCCUUUGCUUGGCCUGCCGGGACAGGACGCUGCCUUGCGCAGGGUAAUGGAGGCUUCUAGAGGCCAGAGGUCUCAAUUGGUGCCUAUUUGGGUUCUAACGGUUUUCAGGGUAUUUGUUUCUCAUGCCCCCUCUCCCGAUGUUGACUUAGGUGGCUGAUGUGCUCUAGGUGGUAUGGCCUUCUCAACGGGGCCGGGUGGCUGUGCAGGGGCCGCUGACAGCUUCAGGCUCAGAUUUCACUGGCAGAGCCUGUCCUCUGUGCCACUGACUUUGGGUUCAUAGCUCUUCUUCAGUGUCAGAAUCUGCCUUCCUAGGAGUGACUGUCAGUGGCCAUCCCUUUGGUGUCUCCACUCGGAGGUUCGGACUCUGAGUCUACCUGGGAAACCUGAGAGGCAGGGGCUGGCCAAGGAGGCUGACCCAGAACCAGCUCACCCUGCUGGGCUUCUCCUCCUCUUAGAGAUCCUAGUCCCCAGCUUCCCCACUUUCACAGAGCCAAAGAUCAGAGGUGAGUGCUCUGACUCGCCUGCCCCCAGGCUGCCCGCAGCCCAGAAAAAGCCAAGACUCUAAUGGUAACCCUUUUCUGUUGGAGGCUGGAGAAGGCCAGAGGGUGAACCAGGAGCCCGAUCCAACCGCUCAUGGGGAGAUGUUCUGUCUAGGGUGGAGAAGGGGAAAACUGAGAGGUGAGGAGCCAGAGUCCUUCGGUGACCUUGAAGCAACUAAGAAUGCAGAGGGAAAUGUUCUGGAAGCCACAGGCAUGGGAAUUCCAGACUGCAUCUCGGAUAGAGUUGGCUCUUCAUGGUCCGUGCGGGGUGUUUGGGAGGAGGAGGCCCAGGCAGUUGCUGGGGGUCAGGCUACUUCGCCAGCAAGGACUCAGUUGAGAAGGAAGCUACUGCUGAUGAUGCUGGGGGAGCUGCAGAGCCGGCACUCCCGUGGCCUGGCCUGCAGACGCCGCUGUCUCUGGUCUCGUCGUGGCUUGGCUAAUUUCAAGGGAGUCUUAGGUCAUGGCUUUAUUUUUGCUAAGAGAUGAAGUUUAAGGAAGUUCUUGUGUGUAGGACCUUUGUCAAUGGGAACAUUCUGCUCGGAGAAAAUAUUUCUUCUCUCCUUGUCAGUUGGUGGUACUGCUCAUUUCCUUCGACACCCAGGCUGGGAGGCUGUCUUCACUUCAGAGCCAACCACGCCCUUGGCCCACCAUUCUUUCAUCAGCCCUUGCCAGGCUUUCCUGCACAGAUGGGCUUCCAUAGUCCUGUUUCCGAGUUUGGGGUAACUAAGUCUUUAAUGAGCCAGUAGCCAGGCAAUCUUUAGACCUAGCCCUCUGCUCUUUGGGGCGCACAUGACUCUCUGGAUUGGGCAUUGGCUACUUCCCUUUCAAUUUUUGAAUCUUUUCCCCUGUUUAGUUGACUUGGCAAGGUUCUCUCUGUACUUACCUCACUAAUUUAUGCUCUUGGUCAUCUUUUCUUUGUUGUGGCCCCCCACCCCCACCUCCCCUGCGUGAGCAUCAUGGUGCUAUGUGCCAGACAGUCAGGUAAGGGCUGUGUCAGCCUCAAAUCUGAUUGAGAUCCUUCCACAGGACCAACUGGAGGCCACAGAUACGAAGCAGAAUUGCCUGGCUAACUGCUUGGCUUCCCUUCUGUUACGUAUAGCAUGCUGGGCCAGGAGAUCUUAGUAAUGUGGUAGAGAGUCACAUAUUCCUUUCCCAUCGCAGAGACCCUGCAUGCUGAGAGGCCCACUUUCGGCACCUGAGCAGUCGUAGGGUGUCCUUUCCUGCAAGGGGGCGAGGCUGUGACCCACCACACCACCCCUGCACUGGUUACCCCACACCACUGCCCCCCCUCCCCGGGCUUUUCCUGUGGACUUAACACCAGCAUUUUGCGUCAUGGUCUUGUUUUGUUUUUGCAUGCAGAAAGCAGAACAUGACUUUUUAGAAAUUAAAAGAAAAAGCUGCUAGCUGAGUGACUGACCUCAUUGGCUAUUUGCUAAUGUCUGAGCUGAUCCUGCUUUUGACUUACUCCCAUAAUGGCCCCUUUUGAAGUCAGUCAAGUCCUUUGGCCCUUGACUAAGUCAUGAAAUGGAAAUACAGUGAGUUCUGGGUCCUCACAGUACAGAAUGCAGUCCUAGUGGAGAAAUGGGGCUCCUUGGAUGUGCUGAGGAAUAGGAGAGCAGAGUGGCUUCAGUGGAUAUGAGGGGGAUUUUAGUGCAAAAACUGGAGCAGGAUGAAUUGCACAGUACUCUUCCAGAACAUGGGUAGGCUGGCCCUACCUGACUUCUAGCAGUUGCCAACUACACCCCCUCUGCAGGUCCCCCUCCCACAGUGGCAGCUGCCUGACCCUCUGUAGGCUCUGCUCAAAGAUUUGGUGGGUUCUGGCUCACUGUGGCAACAGGUCUUUGCCUUGCUCCUGAGACUUAGACCUCUCCUCGUUUGUUCCCAGGCUCUGCUCUGCUCUCUUUCACUCCGUGAUGUCAUGUCACCUGUAGUCUUCUCUCCUGAAUUCCUGAAAUGAGACUUUGCUCCUUCGGGAUCAUCUCCCCCAUGCUUCCUCUUCUCCCACUCCCUCACUGCUGUUAACUGAAAUUGCCUGCUCCUUUAGCCCAGUUCCCUGACCUCCUCUCUUUGUCUCAGCCUUCACUUGGGCUGCUUCCUCUCCCUAGCCUAAACCCGUGGCCCAUCACACACGAACAUUUUUAUCAGGAUCCUGAACUUUCUUAUCCUCCCCAACUCAAACCUUGCCCUGAAACUGUCAACCGUUCUCCAUUUUUGGCAUCUGCUUAUUUUCUGAUCCCUCCUCCUGGGUUGCUAAGCAUGACAGCUUCAUAGUUGACACCUUCAGUUGGGCUGUCAACAUUGAUGGGUAUAUCUUUGGCUUGUAAUUAUGCUGCUAUCUGUCCAUGCGCCUCAUCUUUGCUCUCAGCAAGUGACUGACCCCAUUGCCUACUUUACAGAACAGAGUCCCUAAAGUGAGAACCUCCUUGCCCACUUGCUCUUCUCUACCUCCCAUCUGUCUGUGUCUGCAUCCCUCCGCAGAUCCUUGCCUUCUGCUCCCGUUUGGUGCUCUGUUUCUUGAAUCCUGCUCUAUGGCCUCCAAGACUUAUCCCUUAUCCCACCGUUCCCACUUCCUGGGGCCUCAACCUCCCUCUCCAUCAGUGGCUCCACAAAGCCUCCAAACAAGCAGAGGUCUCCCCCAGACUAAAACAAAGCUUCUUAGAGUCGGUUGCCCCUUACCCAUUUUCCUUAUUAGCCAAGUUUCUUUAAAAAAGGAUUUUUUUCAUUAAUCCUUUUCACUUUUCAACCCUCCACAGCUUUUCAUAAGAGUCACCAGUGACCACCCAGUUACCAAAUCGAAAGAAUACCUUUCAGUCCUCAACUGUCUUGAUGUCUCCACAUUUCACACCACCCACCCGUUGCUCUUUGAGACAACCCCUUCACAUGGCUUUUUUUUUUUUUUAAAGAUUUUAUUUAUUUAUUUGAGAGAGAGAGAAUGAGAGAGAGAGAACACCUGAGAGGGGAUAGGGUCUGAAGACGAAGCAGACUCCCUGCCAUGCAGGAAGCCCGAUGCAGGACUCAAUCCAGGGACUCCAGGAUCAUGACCUGAGCCGAAGGCAGUCGCUUAACCAACUGAACCACCCAGGCGCCCCACAUGGCUUUUCUGACACUGCAGGUGUCUGGGUUAUUCUCUUACCUCUCGGCCACAUAGGCUGAGCCUUUCUUGAAGUCUUGACAAGGGAACACAUCUGCAGCUCCUUGCGGUCUCCCCUCUUCAGUCACUGGGCCGUCAGGAGGAAGCCUGGCUGUUCCUGCCCCCCACCCUCUGGGUCCGCCUGUUUUCCUUGAGUCCGUUUCUCUCCCUGGACUCUGUUCUCCCCAUGCCAGUCAUGUUUAUAAGCUCUCCUGGGAGGACAGCAUCUGCAAGCCUUUCCCUCUGCCUUUGCCAGUGUGGCAUGGAGACAGAUUUUAGCUAUAUUCGCCAAGAGGUCCCAUCCAAAUCAGCCUGAGAAUGUGGAUUGAGUCUUACCAAGAAGCAGUUUGGUAAAUGGGAUUCCCAGGCUGGUGGGCAGCUCGUCGCCAUGAUCCCCAUACCAGUUAGAGCCAGCCACAGUUGGUGAGGCACUGGGGAUCAUGAUAAAACACGUUUCCAUGCAUGGGUCAUUGUGCUACUGGUCAGGAGGAGGAUCCUGGCAGGGUGGCUGUCUGCCACUAGUAUUGUUCUGGUCGAGGGAAAACUGAGAAGUGCCGGGAUUCAUCCCUUGCUUCAGCUGGGCCUCUUUUGGCCAGGUCUGUCCCAUCUGUACUGAUAUCAGCCCCGGCAUGCUCCAGCUGUUCCUAGAGCUGGACGCAGAUGUCGGGUGUUUUCUUGGAGGUGGGGUGAGAUAGUAGAAAGUGACCUGAUUUGAGAUGCUGAACACCUCAAUUUUGGCUCUGCCAGUUAUGAGCCAUGUGACACUGGGUACAGUUUCCCCAUCUAUGAAGUUGGUUGGGGGAGGGGGUUGAAAACAGUGAUCUCUCAGAGGCUGUGCUACUGGAAAGCUGGUGGUAGUGAUUCUAACUCUAAAGCUCAGGCCCCACCGGGAGCAAUUAAUGGGGGUAGGACAUAGCUGGGGAGUCUUGGCCAAGGCAGGACAAAGGGACUCACAGGCUAGACUGAGCUGCUUUGAGGAAAGCAGCUUUGAGCUGCUUCUUGAGCCAUAUGCCCAUUCCUCAAGCUGCACCUCUUUCUUGGAUAUCUAGGGUGAGUUCCUCUUGGGCCUUUUCCAGAAGUGGCCAUUGGAUCCCAAGUGGUUGAGGGCAGGAGGGAGGAAUAUUGUAAAGGGAAAUGUCACUGAUCUUAAAAGGACUUACACAUUCAAGAACAAAUUAAAAAAUAGCACUUUUCUUUACCAAUAAUUGUGUCCUGGAGUGUUUCUUCAGUAAUUAUGGUCGAACCUACUUCAUGGUCUUCUUGCCCCUAGACUCCACAUCAUGAAGAACACAAGGUGGGCAAGAAUAGACUGGGAAACCUUCCAUCCAGGGAAGAACUCAACUCUGCGCUUCUUGUUGCACGAACACAGCCCAUUCCUCAAGAUUCAGGCAAUGAGUCUGAGGCAGAGUUAGGGGAAAGCCAUCUUCUGAGUG
This is a messenger RNA of Mirounga angustirostris (Northern elephant seal), 11572 nucleotides long. RefSeq names its product tripartite motif containing 66 (gene TRIM66). Bases 2125 to 6003 code for a protein of 1292 amino acids. Gene Ontology annotation, cellular component: chromatin. The record is from RefSeq and is a predicted model, not a curated record. The transcript has 20 exons. NCBI's taxonomy places the organism in Eukaryota, Metazoa, Chordata, Mammalia, Carnivora, Phocidae. Gene Ontology annotation, molecular function: protein binding; zinc ion binding.